Molecule: messenger RNA, 1926 nt
Organism: Macrobrachium nipponense
Lineage: Eukaryota; Metazoa; Arthropoda; Malacostraca; Decapoda; Palaemonidae
Product: glutamate receptor ionotropic, delta-2-like
Exons: 1
Coding region: 100-1818 (572 amino acids)
Cellular component (GO): membrane
Molecular function (GO): ligand-gated monoatomic ion channel activity
Source: RefSeq, a predicted model, not a curated record
AUGUUUACUCUCAGAUAAAUUAUGACCAAUAUCUGCAUUUAGGUUAUGGGUAAGAGAUCAGUGGACUUCCAUAAGGUAACACUUAAAUAUUGUUAUUAAAUGAGUAAGCACCGGUUUAUUUCAGUAAUUACGGUUUCUUUUUCUCCACCUUUCCAGGUAUAUGAACUGCAGACGGACGUCCUCAAGAGAAGAAAUACUUGGUCUCGAACUAUUUGCGAUUGCUACCUGUUUUUUCUGAACGAAUUCGAAGACUUCAAAAGCCAUGCUGCUUCCAGUCACUAUCAUCAAUCUAUCGACGACGUCCAACCAAUGUCUCUUUGGAACUACCAUGCUUAUCACUUUGUCAUUUUGCCCAGUCACCGCCGCAAAAUGCCCCUCGGGCCCCUGGAUGUUCUGUCCCUUUACAACUUCCAGAAGACGGCAAACGUGGUGGUCUUUCAGCCUAAGGAUGACUAUGUGCUAGUUUGGUCACAUGAGCUCUAUAAACAAGGUUUAGGUUUGAGAUACCUCGGCCUGUGGAAAAGAGGAAUAUUUUUCGGCCGUGCUCCGCAGCUUUUCGAGACGGACCUCAAAGACUUCGAAGGCGCCCCGCUUCGAAUAGCGACGUUUGAUCACCCUCCAAGUGUCGUGUAUGCUCUUGACGGAGAUGGCAACAUCGUCAGCCGCUUGGGCGUUGAUAUGCAGAUUGUGAAGAGGUUGGCCAAGGCCAUGAAUUUUACCCCCGAAUUUCUCGAAGUCCCUCACGACCAGCUUUGGGGUUACGAGCUUCCCAACGGUACCUGGACGGGUUUGGUCGGGAAAGUUUUCUAUGAGCACGCUGAUAUUGGCGCCUGCAACGUAUUUCUUGAGUUGCAUCGCUGGAAGAUGGUCGACUACUCUGUUCCCUAUAAUUUUGAGAGAGGUUGCUUCGUUGCCCCUUCGCCAAAACCGUUACUGAAUUGGAAAUCGCCCAUAUUGCCCUUUGCAUGGGAUACCUGGACUUUCAUUGCUGCGUCUCUGUUGGUUGGGGGAUUUCUUUUGUACCUGAUUGCCACUUUAAGCAUAAGCCCAGAAUCUCGGGAGUUUCACAGUCUCUCCUACGACUACCUUUACAUUACGGCUUCUUUGACAAUGCGGUCUGGCGACGUUGUUCCACUGCAUACGCCUCUACAAAUCUACAUAGGUUUCGUCGGUAUAUUCUCCCUCAUUGUAUCUACCGCUUAUUCUGCCAAUCUCGUUGCGUUUCUGUCCGUUACCCAGAUGUCGGCACCUAUAGACACACUUAAGGACCUGUCAGCCAGUGGCCUCAGGAUCGGGGGCGUAGCCUUUUGGAAAACCCAGUUCACCGCUUCCAUUGACCCUGUUGUCCAAAAUUUCGCGAACGUCCUGGAGAGCAACGUGGAUUUGAGCGCUCUUUUCGAUCGCGUGGAAGCGGGCGACUUCGCGCUGAUUGAGAACAAGCAGUACCUGGAACUUCAAGCAGGGGCUCGGUACACCUACGGCAGCAGAACGACCAUUCGCAUCGUUGGGGAGUGUCUCCUGCCCUACAGCAUCGGUCUCGCCUUCCAAAAGAAUUCUCCUCUGAAACAGGCCUUCGACGGGGUCAUCUUGCGAUUGUUCGAGUCGGGGGUCGUAAGUAAGUGGCAAAAGGAGGUCGUUGAUUAUUUUAGGCAGCAGUACAAGGAAAAAAGACAGCAGAGAGCAGACGAGGAAGGGGCACUGGAGGGCAGCAAGCCCCUCAAACUGGAACAGCUCCAAGGGGCAUUUUACGUUAUGGGUGUAGGAUACCUUUUGUCGGCACUCAUCUUCGUGGCUGAGGUCGUGGCAUCUUUGCUUUAAAGAUUUAAUUGCAUGAGAAUGGGAUGGUAAAAUAUAUUCACCUGACAAGGAUUGGGAUUAGAUUUAGAUUUUGUUUGCAACGGGAGAAAUAAAUAAUUUACUGCAUUU